AGAAAGAGGAAAAAUUUGAUUUUGUUUCUCUGCAUAAUACAGACAGUGACUUUAACAUUGAUUACAUACAACCAGAAGAGCGACAUCUGGGCAUUGGGAUGCGUUCUGUAUGAACUUGCCAGUCUGAAGAGAGCAUUUGAAGCACAGAACCUGCCAGCAUUAAUACUUAAAAUAAUGAGAGGAACAUUUUCUCCCAUAUCCGAUAAAUACAGCAAAGAACUUCAGUCCCUGAUCCUUAGUAUGCUCCAUUUGGAUCCUAACAAAAGACCGCAUAUCAACCAAAUAAUGGCACAGCCUAUUCUCAUCAAUUCACUGAUGAAUCUGUAUACUGACAUUGGAAUGCUACCAUGCACUAGGGUCCAAAGUCCCCUGUCCAGUCUCCCAGGUCAGGCUAGGGGAGCUACAGGAGGAGGAGGAGGUGGCGGGAAACUCUCACCAAGACCUGGCAGUGCUACUAGAGAAUCCCUGGCCAGUCUUGUAAUGGACUCCAGUGGGGGUCUUCCCAAGCCCCCAGUCCUUUGUUCAGUGUAUUACUGGGGGAGUGGAAUAUCUUCUCCUAUGUUACUCCCCCUGCCAAGCAGUGACACACAAGUGGAAGAAGUUUCUAUUGGGAGAACACAAAAAGCUGCCGUAACCAAAAAUGGGAGGCUGUUUGUGUGGGAGGCUCCCACAGUAGGCACGGACAGCAUGCUACCAGGUGCCACAGAGGGCCAGGUGCCAGCAUUUGUCCCCAGGUACCUGGAGGGACAGUCAGCUGUCACAAUACAGCAUGUUGCAUGUGGGGACCUCUUUACAGCUUGUCUCACUGAUCGAGGCAUUUUGAUGACAUUUGGAAGUGGGGCCAAUGGCUGCUUGGGCCAUGGCAAUUUCAAUGAUGUAUCACAGGCUAAAAUUGUGGAGGCACUGCUGGGUUAUGAGGUGGUCCAGGUAUCCUGUGGGGCCUGCCACGUGUUAGCAGUGACUAAUGACCACGAGGUGUUUGCCUGGGGAAGAGGAGACAAUGGUCGCCUUGGACUGGGUACACAAGAAUCUCAUUCCUUGCCACAGCAAGUUGGCUUUGAAGAGACUGAGCAGCCCUGCUCUGUACAAUGUGGGGUGGAUUGUUCCAUGCUGCUGACAGUGGAAAACAAGUUGUUGUGCUGUGGUAAUAACAGAUAUAACAAGCUAGCCUUGGACACUGCUGGCAGUGGAGGGUCACUGAGACACAUAGAAGAAGUCCACACAUUUACUCCAGUGUCCACACCACCUCUGGUCAAUACCCCUAUCAAACAUGUGGCCAUGGGGACCUCACAUACUAUUGUCAUUACAGGUAAAGAAUAG
Molecule: messenger RNA, 1320 nt
Organism: Lingula anatina
Lineage: Eukaryota; Metazoa; Brachiopoda; Lingulata; Lingulida; Lingulidae
Product: serine/threonine-protein kinase Nek8
Biological process (GO): protein phosphorylation
Molecular function (GO): ATP binding; protein kinase activity
Source: RefSeq, a predicted model, not a curated record